ACCCUCAUUAACACCCUCCCACUCCCAUCAUCUUCUGCCCUAAUUUCUCUCUUAACUUUCAAUUUCUCAAUCCUCUUUCCCACUUAUGAAAGCAGGUUUCGAAACUGUUAAUCAUGGGAGUACUUUGGAUCAUCCCAUGACCAUGAUCCAAACCCACGAACCUUGGAAUAUCAGCUCAAACGUCCGACCAUGCCUAAACUUAAACAAAAGAAACGAGCUCUCCGAGUGGGUCGAACAAAUCACCAAACAACUCAUCGACGACGACGAUGACGAAAACGACAACGAAGCCAACACCUUUCCCACCUCGAACGACAACAACAAUAAUAUUAUCAAGUACCAUCAUGUUAAAUAUGACCAUGAUCACUGCUUGAGCCUGAUGACCCUCCUAUUCGAGUCCGCCGUCGCGAUAUCUGUCGAUAACUUCGUCGAGGCCCGCCGCCUCCUCCUCGAGCUCUCCGAGACCGCUUCCCCCUACGCGCCGUCGUGCGCCGAGCGCGUGGUGGCCUACUUCGCCCAAGCCAUGUCCACCCGAGUCAUCAACACAAGCCUAGGCGUUCCCUAUCACGACGUGACCAAAAAUCUCUAUGCUAAUUAUCGAAAUUACCAAAACACCCUCCUCCGCAAUUCCUUCCAAGCAUUCAACGACGUCGCUCCGUUCCUCAAAUUCGCCCACUUCACCUCCAACCAAGCCAUCCUCGAGGCCUUCCACGGCCAACCAUUCGUCCACGUAAUCGACCUCGACUUCCUCCACGUGGGCCUCUUCCAGUGGCCCGCGCUCCUUCACGCCCUCGCCACGCGCCCCGAGGGCCCGCCCUCGCACGUACGCCUCACCGCCCUCGCCGCCUCAAGUGACCACCUCUCCGACGCUGCAAAAAAUCUCUCCGGUUUCGCGAAGCGCCUUGGGAUCUCUUUCGAGUUCAACCCGGUCGGCUCAGACACAGACUUUUCGGAUCUCCGGGUCCGGAUCCGUCGGGUUGUCGACGAACGUGAAGCCCUAGCUGUGCAUUGGCUCCGGCACCACCUGUACGAGGCGAACGGAUCGGAGUGGAAGACGAUGAGGCUUGUCGAAGAAUUGCGGCCGAGGAUUUUGACUCUGGUGGAGCAAGACAUGUCGUGGCAUGGGGGGUCGUUCUUGGACCGGUUUGUCGGGUCGCUCCAUUACUAUUCGACGCUGUCUGAUGCUCUAGGGGCUUGUUUGGGGACCGAUGAUUUGAAAAGGAAUGAGGUGGAGAGUGGCGUGGUUUAUAGGGAAAUAAGCAACGUGUUGGGGGUCGCUGGGAGGAGCGGAUCAGGAGAGGAGAUUAAGAUUGGCAGUUGGAGGAGGGAGAUGGCGGCGAGGGGGUGUCUGGCACAGGUGGCGAUGAGCGCCAACGCCGCGGCGCAGGCGCAGUUGAUAGUGAACAUGUUUGGGGGCGGCGGCGGUGGAUAUAGGGUGGUGCAAGGGGAUGGGACGCUUAGGCUUGGGUGGAAGGAGACCAGCUUGUAUACUGUCUCUGCAUGGACUUCAUGUACCUACAAUGUUUUUAGAUAG
Molecule: messenger RNA, 1531 nt
Organism: Morus notabilis
Lineage: Eukaryota; Viridiplantae; Streptophyta; Magnoliopsida; Rosales; Moraceae
Product: scarecrow-like protein 23
Exons: 1
Coding region: 86-1531 (481 amino acids)
Biological process (GO): regulation of DNA-templated transcription
Cellular component (GO): nucleus
Molecular function (GO): sequence-specific DNA binding; DNA-binding transcription factor activity
Source: RefSeq, a predicted model, not a curated record